Molecule: messenger RNA, 1176 nt
Organism: Closterium sp. NIES-65
Lineage: Eukaryota; Viridiplantae; Streptophyta; Zygnematophyceae; Desmidiales; Closteriaceae
Source: the annotation of a GenBank genome assembly
AUGAACCAGCAAAUCGCCAACGGUCGUCACCCCAGGGGCUUGUCCGCGCCACCCGUAAGUGACAGUCAGUGGUCUACUGCACCGUCGCCCACGGCGGGGCCGUCCCGUGUGCGCCGCCAGCCUCCCAGGACGGCGUCCACACACCGAUCUGCCAUUGAGGAUGACGGCGCAGACGAUGAGGACGGUGAAGGCGACGACGACGUCGCCUCCGACGACGAGGACGACGCACCUGAGGACCUUGGGAUGUCGCCCAUCGACGACGACGAAGACGACGACGAGGAUGCCGAGGACGACGCCUCCGAGGAAGCCCAUCCAGUCGCACCGCCGCCGAAACGGCCGACCGCACGCAAGGCUGCGCACGACAAGGGCAAAGGCAAGGCGGCGUCCCAGUCUGCAGCUCGCCGCGAGCCGAGUAAGAAACGGGCUGCCGCACCAGUCGAGCGUGGCACCUGGUCUGACACGGAGAGCACCAUCUUCGCCGCGGCGAAGUGGUUCAUGAAGGAGGAGCUCGAGCCUCUCAAGGGGAAGCAGGGUACCCAAUACUGGGUCCGGCUGCUCACACACAUCAAAGAGUCGAACCCCGGAUGGAUCCGGGGUGUCAACGCGCUCCAGAAGCAGUGGCGUAGCCUCGUGUUUCUAUGGCGGGAGUACAAACGUGCCGACGGGGGGUCGGGCAACGGCUCCGUAGAGAAACCGCCUUGGUUUCCGUACCUGGAGCUGCACAACCAGGACACCGCCGCAGCCGCUCCGCAUGCCGUGGACGGAGGUGGCGCGAAUAACGUCGACGUCCCGGCGGGCAUGGAGGUUCCGCAAUCGUCCCAGCCAGGCACGUCAACUCCUUGCUUCACAGCUCCUCCGCCAGCGACUCCUGGCACACCCAAGCGUGCCCGAGUGCGUGAGACGGCCACCAUGCAAGCGGCGAUGCUCGUCUCCGCCACCAUCAAGGACUGCCAUGGCGACGCCAUGACUCGCAUCGAAGGGCUCGUCCGUGAAUGGAUGGCGCAAGAUCUCCGACUUGCCCGUGAGCGUAUGACAGAGUCGGCUCCCCCGGAUGUGCACCGCGCGCCCCCUGAUUUCUCUCCACCGCCGCCACGCGGGGAGUCUGCUCCUGCACCCGAAACCGGUACUACAGCGGAUGAGGAUGUGGAGAUAUGGGUUCGCGGCGCCGACGAUUAG